This is a messenger RNA of Anthostomella pinea, 2091 nucleotides long. NCBI's taxonomy places the organism in Eukaryota, Fungi, Ascomycota, Sordariomycetes, Xylariales, Xylariaceae. The record is from the annotation of a GenBank genome assembly.
AUGGCCCUCGCCACCCAGUUCGAGGGCGUACUGCCCCUGCACAUGGUCCAGAAGCCGCCUUUCAUGGUCACAGCACCCGGCGCGUCAGAGGUCGAGGGUGAGACAAAACCGUACAGGCACGUCAAGGCGAAGGAUGGCUUCGUCACUCGCCCAGCUCCGCACAUUGCCACUGUCUACGACCUCUUCACCAACAGUGCCAAGGUCUACGGUGACAAGCCCGCCAUAGGCGCUCGCAGGCUGAUCAAGACGCACACCGACACCAAGAAGGUGCCCAAGGUCGUCGAUGGAGUCAAGACAGAGGUCGAGAAGAAAUGGAACUACUUCGAGCUGUCCCCGUACGAGUUCCUCACCUACAAGGAAUACGAGACGCGAGCUUUGCGCGUCGGCGCCGGCCUGAGAAAGCUGGGCUUGGACCCAAGUGACAAGCUGCAUCUCUUCGCAUCCACAAGCCCAAAUUGGCUUUGCAUGUCCCACGGAUGCGCUUCCCAGUCCAUCACCAUCGCCACCGCCUACGACACCCUCGGCUCCGACGCCGUCGAGUACUCCCUAACUCAGACGAAUGCGAAGGCCAUGUAUACAGAUCCUCACUUGUUCAAGACAGCUAGUGGCCCGUUGAAGAACGCAAAGGAUGUCAAAUACCUCAUCUACAAUGACUCGACCAAUAUGCCCAUAUCGGAUCAAGAGAUGACCGAGUUCAAAGCUGACCACUCGCAAUUGACCAUACUCUCCUACUCGGACCUCGUUGCGCUCGGCGAAGCCAACCCCAUACCACCCGUCCCUCCGAAGCCGAGCGAUUUGUGCUGCAUCAUGUACACAUCCGGUUCCUCUGGCACGCCGAAAGGUGUGCCCAUCCUGCAUGAGGCUCUGGUUGCUGCUGUUACUGGCCUGUACAGUAUCAUCGAGGAGACGGUCUCUCACAAGGACGUCAUCCUGGCCUAUCUGCCCCUUGCGCAUAUCUUGGAGAUGGCUGUGGAGAAUAUUGUCGUCUUCAUUGGUGGUAAGAUGGGCUAUGGAUCACCGCGUACCUUGGCCGAUUCGUCGACGAGAAAUUGUCACGGCGAUAUGCACGAGCUCGCUCCCACUAUUAUGGUAGGGGUGCCACAAAUAUGGGAGACGAUCAGAAAAGGCAUUGAGAGUCGAGUCAACUCUGGUGGGGCCCUGACCAAGAACCUCUUUUGGGGCGCCUAUAACCUAAAGUCCAUGCUUGUGGCAAACGGCCUUCCCGGAAGCUUCCUGUUGGAUGCUUUGGUCUUCAACAAGGUUCGAGCGAUGACGGGUGGACGAGUCCGCUUCGUCUUCAAUGGCGGCAGUGGCAUAUCCGAGGGCACGCUCCAUUUCGUGAGCAUGGUACUCGCGCCAAUGGUAACAGGUUAUGGGUUGACUGAGACGUGCGCCAAUGGCUCUCUGGGCUGUCCCCUGCAGUGGACUCCUAACGCCAUCGGCCCCGUGCCGCCCUCGAUGGAAAUGAAGCUCGUCAGCUUGCCUGAUAUCGGUUAUGACGCAUCUGCGACGCCUCCGCAAGGCGAGAUCCUUCUUCGCGGCCUCCCCGUCGCGAGGGAAUACUAUAAGAACCCGGAAGAAACCGAGAAGGCCUACACGUCGGAUGGCUGGUUCCGAACUGGUGACAUUGGUGAAGUCGACCCUGUGGGCCACGUCAAAGUUAUUGACCGCGUCAAGAACCUCGUCAAGAUGGCGGGCGGUGAGUAUGUUGCGCUUGAGAAACUGGAGGCCAUUUACCGAGGCUGUGCAUACGUCAACAACCUCAUGGUUCAUGGCGACAGCUCGGCGCCACGACCCAUCGCCAUAAUAUCCCCUAACGAAAAGCCGCUGGCCGACCUGGCCAAGAGCCUGGGCGUCGAUAACGCCAAUAUGUACAAUGACAAGAAAGUACGGGAAGCUGUUCACAAAGACCUCAUAUCGGUUGGAAAGAAGGCCGGGCUUAGUGGAUUGGAAAUGAUCGCCGGUGUUGUGCUGGUCGAUGAUGAAUGGACGCCUACCAACGGGCUCGUUACCGCGACGCAGAAAGUCAAUCGAAGGGCGUUAAAGGACCACUACAAGUCCCAAAUAUCGGAGUGUCUGAAACAGUCCUGA